AUGUACACUCAAAACCAAUCUCCCUCUAACACGCAGCUCUCACCCCUCGAAUCCCUCCCCGACGAGCUCCUCGACCUAAUCCUUUCCUACCUUCCCUCCAGAACCACCCUCCACACCCUCACCCUCGUCUCGCGGCACCUAAACCGCCUCGCAACCGCCCACCUCUACACGCACAUCACGCUCUACGGCGCCGACUUCAAGUACCUGCGUCCGCUCGCUCUCCUCUUCUGGACAUCUCCGGCCCAUCGCCAGCUAUCUGUUGUUGAGAAGCUGUCCGAAUCUGAAGAGGAUGCAGUUGCCAGGGUUUGA
This is a messenger RNA of Alternaria arbusti, 309 nucleotides long. RefSeq lists its product as uncharacterized. NCBI's taxonomy places the organism in Eukaryota, Fungi, Ascomycota, Dothideomycetes, Pleosporales, Pleosporaceae. The transcript has 2 exons. The coding region runs from base 1 to 309 and encodes 102 amino acids. The record is from RefSeq and is a predicted model, not a curated record. Gene Ontology annotation, molecular function: protein binding.